This is a messenger RNA of Thermothielavioides terrestris NRRL 8126, 2581 nucleotides long. RefSeq lists its product as uncharacterized. The transcript has a single exon. NCBI's taxonomy places the organism in Eukaryota, Fungi, Ascomycota, Sordariomycetes, Sordariales, Chaetomiaceae. The record is from RefSeq and is a predicted model, not a curated record. The coding region runs from base 475 to 2451 and encodes 658 amino acids.
AUGCAUCGGCCGUUUGACCGUCCACUCGGCACAAGGCUGCCACAUGCGUGCCUCCACCAUUACAUAGAACACAGGUACGUACAUCCGUACCUAAAAAGUGUAUCCUGAACCACAAUGUUCCCGUCCUGCCGAUUCACCUCAAUCCUAACGCGCGCUGUGCUCAGAGCAAGCCGUCUACUCGCUUCCGAUACUUAGGUAUCUUGCACCUGCGCAUUUACGACUGCCGUCCUCAGCAGCACGCGACUGGUGGCCCUCCCAUCGCGAUGGUGCGGCGCGGCGACAGGAUGCUUUGAACCUUAUCUAGUGUAACCCCGACCAAGCCCCGACCAGCCCCGACGGGCAGUAUCCCCACGCGUUAGCAUCGACGGCCCGAGAGGUGCACCCACGGUCCUGUGUUGAGGGAGGCACGUCGAAUGUCCCUCACAACCUACAACACUCGGUUGCGGCGGGAUCGGCGCCGGACGAUAGAUAGCCAUGGCAAACCCCUCCGAUUCCUCCCCGCUUGUAAGCUCGCCUGACAAGGGCAACCGCAUGCCGUUUUCCAAGCACACAACCGAAUCACUCUCUACGAUCAUCUCCCCGUUGGCGCUACCUCGCGGCGUCUCUGGGUGCUUUGAUCAAGUCGCCGCCAACGGGAGCGCCCAGACACAACUUGCUUGCGGCAUCCAUGCCUCCUCCAGUGCCCCGGCUCCUCACCAUCGGCGAGGUGGCCAGGUCUAUUCACCUCUGUCCCCCGGUAUCAGAGGCCCAGCCGUCCGCGCUGCCUCGUUGCUCUCUCCUCGCCUCCACCCGAUGGCGAAACAAGAGACAUCCCAUCUUGAACCCCGCCGGUCGAGCUACCGCUCGCCAGAAACCCGAAAUGGCAUGAGCUCGAGUAGACAAGUACAAAACGCAACGACUGCAACGACGCGUGACCCGGCAGUCGGCGACAGCGCUGUCAACGGAUCGAACCCCGUAGCGAACGAGUCUGGCCAGUCCAUGCCGCUCUUGAGCCCAACUUGGGCCGGCCAGCUGCAACGCCCCCCGGAUGAUUCGCUGGCAGCUCCUUUGCUAGACACAGUUUCGCAUACCCAGACAAUCCAGCGGCUCCUUAAGCAAAAUGCACGGAUCCGGGACGCAUGGGAGGCUGAGCGCAAGCAUUUGGAGGCGAACAGGGAACGAGCCGAGGAGGUGUACAAGGAGGAACGCGCGAUCAUGGAAGAAGAGCGGACCGAGUGGGAGGCCGAGAGAGCGCUGUUACUGGCGGAAAUCGAGCGCCUUCAUCAGCUAGUAGCUGCCUUGGGUGGAGGAACCGCUCCGGCCAAGACGCCCUUCUGUGAAGGGUGCGGUAUGAGAGGGGGCACCGAAGCUUUGUCUCGGGAGAGCACGGACGGCUCGGGGUCCGCGCAAGGAAGUGCCAGGUCGCCAACCCAACCGGGGGAAUCUGCCACAGCGGAUGUUGGCCGUGUUUCAUCCGAGGCGGCCCCGGGAACUUUGAAACCCGCUUUUCUGGUGUCACCCAAUGGGCCCAGCCACCCAGCGUCCGAUUUCCUCAAGCCGACCGACACUGAGGCUGGGCCUGUCCCGGUUGUCGAUGUUCAGGAUAUCCACCCCGAACUGGAAGGCAUCCGGAUCAAGGCUUCCAGCGUCAGGAAGGCCACCUUCACUGAUUCGGCCUCGUCGAACGGAUCGAAAACGGCUGGUCUGGCCGGCUCCCCACCCUCAGCCUCCACAGUGCAACGGGGACGGAAGGAGCAGACCCUGCAAGUCUUGGCUGCUGCCGAGGCAGAUCGCCUGACCAUGCACGCUGGCCACACGCCGAGUCACUCCCUCUCGGAUCUGGCGUCGGUUCCUUCUUCAGGAACGGGUACUCAGACGAGCAGCAACGGUACCGCCACUCCAACCAUGCCACACGAAGUCGGGACAACAGACCCAGCUCCGGCGAAGGCCUCUAAGGAACAGCCCGCUUCGCAGGCAGCCAACGACCCGCAUCCUCUCCUUAGGCCUUCCGAUGCCCACGGCCAGCCGACUGACGACCACCCCGAGCCCAUGUUCGAGCCUACCCACGACCCCCAGUUGACUGGCCCGCUAAUGGUCAGGAACAUGCCGGCGCAUGACGAAAUCUUCUUCCAGGCGCUCACGGACAAGCUGGAAGAGGUCUCCAAGGACGACAAGGCGGCUCUACCCGCUGUCCUGAAAGACCUCGAUUCCGCCCAGGACGCCGGCGAACCAGGUGAGCAAACCAAGCCACCAGCAACCGAAGCCCCCGCGGAUGACUCUCGCUCCGAGAGCAGUAGUCGCAGCCCCGGGAGCAGCAUUGGGGACGACGAGCUGGAUAUUCCGCUGAAAUUCAAGAAAUCCACGAACUUUGGCGCUCCCUUCGGUGAGCUUCGGGCGUCUGGCAUUCGGGGCACAAGGCCGAGUGUUGUGCAGGAUUCACAAGCUCCCGGGCGUUUGCCUGGUCGCUCCUGAACAUAUCCCCGGCUGGGACCGGAUUACUCGCUUCUGUCUGAACGGCGUCUUCUUUCUUUUGUUGCCUCUUUCGAUUUAUUUUUCUUUCUCUUCCCUUCCCACCAAUCACUUCCAACCAAUGGCACCAAUG